GUUUUCGUUAUUAUUCUUCACCCUACGGAAGCUAGCUAGCUAACUCGGGCUAGCAGUGAUGCUCAUUUGUGAUACAGCUAAUCAUCGCUGUAUACCUGAGCAGUUAAGUAGUUUUUUCAAUGAUAGUGCUGUCUAAUGCCGAUUAAUGUGUUGGUGUUUUUGCUUACUUGUUCACCUACACUUUAAGCCGUCUGUGUAAUUGCCAGCCCCAGAACAGCCGCUGAAACCGGAUGAAAUGGACGGCGGUCAGGGCAGUUUUAUCCAGCAGGAUGAAGGCAGGGGUAAUCAGGACGCUCAGCCAUCUCCCCUCGACCUGCUAGCAACGACCUGCACUCAGGUUGAGUCGCCAUCGUCAGAGGUGAACAGAGGUGCUGCAGCUGAUGUGGCAUCAGAGCCUUCUUCUCAGCUUACUGGGACUGAGAAAUGGGAAGUGCUAACUCCCACAACAGCAGCAAAGGAUGAUUCUGGAAUAAUACAGAUUCAGAGUCAAGGAAUAUUAACAUCAAAUGGACAGUACGUACUUCCCCUCCAAAACUUACAGAGUCAGCCAAUCUUUGUGGCGUCUGGCACAGACACCUCCUCUGCCAAUUCAGUGCCUAACAUUCAGUACCAAGUGAUUCCUCAGAUCCAGACAGCAGACGGACAUCUGAGCUUCUCCACUUCCGGUGUGGAGGGACCAACUCUGACUCAGGACGCCACAGGGCAGAUUCAGAUCUUGUCCGAUGGUAGCCAGAGUCUCAAUGUGGCAUCGUCUGCAAACAUCCUUAACAACCAAAACCUCAUUUCACAGACUGGCAGCAUCCAGCACAUUCAAGGGGUGUCAUUUGGCGGUUCCACUUUUAACAACCAGGGCCAGGUUGUUACCAACGUGCCUGUGGGUCUGCCCGGGAACAUUACUUUUCUUCCUAUUAACAGUGUUGACUUGGACUCCCUUGGCCUGUCGGGCGCUCAGACUAUAGCAACGGGGGUCACUGCUGAUGGCCAGCUGAUUAUGGCAAACCAACCAGGAGAUAACUCGGAGAGUUUGAACAAGACAGAUGAUCACCUCUCACAGACUCUACCGGGACAUAACUCAAAUGCAAAUACUGAGAUAUUUGUGCCAACGUCUUCCUCUCAGCUACACGUUCCAGCAAACGAAGCCGGUCUCCAUACGCAAGAUCCUUCAUUACAAUCGGUGGCUGCAGAGCAAGCAGACUCCAGUGCUGCUCUCCAAGAAAACUUCCUCCAACAGAAUCAGGAGCAGAAUGUCCAGGUUUCCUCAGCUCAGCCCCUCAUCCAGCUGCAACAGGUGCCUAUUCAGACCACCAACGGCCAGAUGGUUCAGUCUGUCACUGCAGGAGGACAGAACCUGCAAAAUGUCCAGCUCAUCAACCCUGGAACCUUCAUCAUUCAAGCUCAGACAGUCACCCCAUCGGGUCAGAUACAAUGGCAGACCUUUCAGGUACAAGGAGUGCAGAAUCUCCAGAACCUCCAGCUGCCGACAUCACCCCCCCAGCAGAUAACCCUGGCACCGGUCCAGACCCUGUCUCUGGGCAGCAUCGGUGCCGGUCAGAUCCCAAACCUGCAGACGGUGACAGUCAACUCAGUGGGCCAACAGGAAGGAGGAGGAGACGCAGCAACCCCAGGAGAUAUUCGGAUAAAGGAAGAACCGGACUCUGGAGACUGGCUGAGCGCAGAUUCCACCCUGAACGCCAACGACCUGUCUCACCUCCCCGGCAGGCUGGGAGAGGAAGAGGAUCAGCUCGGUCAGGAGGGCAAGAGGCUGCGCAGAGUAGCGUGUACUUGUCCCAACUGCAAAGAGUCGGGCGGGAGAGGGUCCAGCACGGGGAAAAAGAAGCAGCACAUCUGCCACAUCGUGGGCUGUGGGAAGGUGUACGGGAAAACGUCGCACCUGCGAGCACACCUGCGCUGGCAUUCGGGAGAGCGACCUUUCGUCUGCAGCUGGAUGUUCUGUGGGAAGAGGUUCACACGCAGCGACGAGCUGCAGAGGCACAGGAGAACACACACAGGAGAGAAGAAGUUCGUCUGUCCCGAAUGUUCCAAGCGCUUCAUGCGGAGCGACCACCUGGCGAAGCACAUUAAGACCCAUCAGAACAAAAAGGGCGUGAACUCUGGCGGCACCGUGGUGGCCUCCAUGGAGUCGGCGGGCUCCUCUGACAGCAUCAUCACGGCGGGCGGAACCACCCUCAUCCUCACCAACAUCCAGCAGGGCUCGAACAACGCCCAGGACAUACUGGCCAACGCAGAGAUCCCCCUCCAGCUCGUCACCACGGUCGCCGCCAGUGGAGUUAUGAAGUGAUUUCCUCCCACGGACUUCUGCGUCUCUCAUACUGUAUACUCCAACUUGCAUUUUUAUUCAAGUUUUGAAGGAAAAUUCUAGAUUAUAUAUAAAUAUAAAUAUAUAUUUUACCACAGAAAUAGUCCAUCCCCAUCUUUAGUUUCCAUAGAGGAAAAACAAGCAAGUGGAGACUAAAAGGUGGAAAAGACAUUGCAGUAAAUACACAAAGAAAUGCCUUAUUUUGUACAAUAUUGUGUAGUUUAAAUGCCACUUUGUUUAAAUUCACUUAUCUGUCAAUUAUGUAUUUCUGGGAAACGUUAUCGCUAUGUCAAGCAAAUAUAUUCUCACGUUUUGUUGCUAUUAUAUCUGGAUAAUGUUUCAGUCAUUUUUAAAGAGAGGCUCAGACCCAACGGCAGAGCAAAUUUUAUGCAGCUGAAGUGAAUCUAUUAAGUCCAUGCAAAGAUUUCUUUUGUUUUUAAUAUUUUAAUUAUCAUUAUUAUGCAUUGUUUUUUAGCAGUCAGCCUGCGUCCAAAGUUAUUGUUCAUCCAGAUUGCAUAUAUAUAUAAGAAUUUAUUCACACCUACAACAUUAAGCAGGUGAGAAUGGAAAAGCAAUCAAAUUUUUUACAUACUUUUGAACAUUGAAAGUGUAUUUGUGAUAUCUAAAAUUAAAACAGCUCCAUUCUGCAUAAUUCACAUGUUUUUGUACCCUUUUUGGAAAAACAAAAAUCUUGGGAAGAAAGAUGUGUUGUAAUAUUAAAAGAAAAAAAGCCAUUUACUUUGGAGAUAUUUGCCAAAUUUGACUCCAAACUCAGGGUGACUUGACUGCGUGCUGCAAGUAGAGGAAAUCACCCGUAUAGUUUCUCAGUCCAUAUUUCUGUUUAGUUUUUGUCUCACAUUUUUCAAACAGCAUCCUAUGCUGUCAUCAUGCCAUGUUAAUAUAUGUAUUAAAUCACUUUUUUAUAUAUAUAUAUAACAAACUGUUUUGCAAAAGUUUUACCUUUUUUCUUUUUUUUCAUUGGUCCUAUCAUGAUAUCAAGAAUUGAUUAUUGAAAGUGGUACUUGUCAGCAGCACUGUUUUCAUCACUUUAAUCUUGUUAUAUCCUCUUGGUUUUAAAUGUUUUGUUGGAAACUCUCUAUUAAGCCCAGCAGUGUCAUUUUAUUUCAAAUGUUUUACAUUCCCUGUUUUUUUUUUUCCCAUCUUACACAAUGUUUUAAUCUCUUGUUUGAUCCCAAACUGUAAAAUGAAAUGCACAUGCUCACUGAGUGGUGGUUUUAAUGGUGACGUGGGAAAGUUUGGUCUUUUUUCUUUGUGAUCUAUUCUCCUUUUUUUUUGGCCAUUCAGGCUUCUUUGGGAGUUUUCUCCAACAUGCUAAAUAAAACCUGCAGCAUAUUAAUGUUCUUUACUAGAUACUGAAGGUUGAUCUUUAUUACACUCUUCUGUAAAAAAAACAAAAAAACUUGUCAGCAUAUAACAUCAAUACAGAUAUUUUCUGUUAACCUGUCAAUGCCCUUUCUGCUUUAUUUUAACAUUCUGACCUUUUUAAUAUAACUCAGUGCAACCAUC
Molecule: messenger RNA, 3844 nt
Organism: Xiphophorus hellerii (green swordtail)
Lineage: Eukaryota; Metazoa; Chordata; Actinopteri; Cyprinodontiformes; Poeciliidae
Gene: sp3a
Product: sp3a transcription factor
Exons: 7
Coding region: 236-2299 (687 amino acids)
Biological process (GO): regulation of transcription by RNA polymerase II
Molecular function (GO): RNA polymerase II cis-regulatory region sequence-specific DNA binding; DNA-binding transcription factor activity, RNA polymerase II-specific
Source: RefSeq, a predicted model, not a curated record